AUGAAAACCGCAGUUGCACAGGUUGUUGUCUUUCCCGUCUAUGUUGUCGCUCUAUUCGCGUACCUCGGUUUCCUCGAUGGUGCCCCCAGCAUCACAGAUAACAUUGCCCACAAGGCUCCACAGGCUUUCGUAGCAGGUUGUGGUUUCUGGCCAGUCGCGAACAUGUUUGGAUUCAAAUUGUAA
Messenger RNA from Perkinsus marinus ATCC 50983, 183 nucleotides. RefSeq lists its product as hypothetical. The transcript has 2 exons. The record is from RefSeq and is a predicted model, not a curated record. NCBI's taxonomy places the organism in Eukaryota, Perkinsozoa, Perkinsida, Perkinsidae. Bases 1 to 183 code for a protein of 60 amino acids.